AUGACAACCAGAUUGAAGCCAUCAGAAAUCUUUUACAGUCAAAAUUCCAUAAAAGAAACCUUCCAGGAUGGGGAGUCGAUAUACACAACUGUCUCCAGGUGCCAAAUACACCAAUCCGUAAUCGACAAUAUUCCUUCGAUGCGAGUCUGCCAGAGAGAUGGUAAAUGGUUUACCUUAGAUAAUCGCAGACUCUGGGUAUUUCGGAAACUAGAAGCUUCAGGUCACGUGACUGACGUAGAGGUCAUAGUGGUGAGCAGUACUCAGAUGUCGGAGGAUAAAUUCACAACCAAAAAUGGAGGUGUAAGUGUGAGGGUCCGAGAACCGGUUUCCGAAUCUGAUGAUGACGAUUUCUAUUACGAUGAGGUCAAAAUUGUGAGCAGUAUUUUACUGACUGAGGAGAAAUUCACAACCGAAAAUGGUGGUGAGAGUAUAAAGAUCCGAGGACUAGCUUAUUGCUAUGAUGAUGAUGACGACUACGACAGUGAUGAAGAUUCAAAUGACACAAGUGAUGACGAAGAUUCGAUUGAUAAAAGUAAUUAUGGAUAUGCAACCGACAAUAGUUAUGAUGACGAUGCCAUUGACAGUAGUUAUGAUGAAGAUUCAAAUGACAAUAGUGAAGAUGAAGAUUUAAAUGACAAUAGUGAUGAUGAAGAAUCAAAUGGAAAUAGUGAUGAUAAUUAUGCAAUCGAGAAUAGUUUUGAUGACGAUGCCAUUGACAAUAGUUAUGAUGACGAUGCUAUUGACAAUAGUUAUGAUGACGAUGCUAUUGACAAUAGUUAUGAUGACGAUGUCAUUGACAAUAGUGAUGAUGAAGAAUCAAACGGCAAUAGUGAUGAUGAAGAUUCGAUUGAUAAAAGUAAUUAUGGAUAUGCAACCGACAAUAGUUAUGAUGACGAUGCCAUUGACAAUAGGUAUGAUGACGAUGCCAGUGACAAUAGUUAUGAUGAAGAUACCAUUGGCAAUAGUUAUGAUGAAGAAUCAAAUGACAAUAGUCAUGAUGAAAAAUCAAUCGAUAAAAGGUAUGAUGAAUAUGCAAACAACAUAAGUUAUGAUGACGAUGCCAUUAACAAUAGUUAUGAUGAAGAAUCAUAUGACAAUAGUGAUGAUAAAGAUAUGAUUGACAGAUGUAAUGAUGAAGACUCAAUUGAAAAAAGUAAUGAUGAAGACUCAAUUGAAAAAAGUAGUGAUGAUGAUACAAUUGAAAAUAGUAAUGGUGACGAUGCAAUUGACAAUAAUUAUGCAGGAUUAAUCAAUAAUAGUGUUGUUGAAAAUGCAAUCGGAAAUAGGGAUGAUGAAAAUGUGUUACAAGAAGUACCCAGUAAUUAUUCCCUGUUGACGGAUUACACCCGCCGUGAGCCCUAUGACGGAUCAUCCCAUAAUCUAAUUUAG
Molecule: messenger RNA, 1389 nt
Organism: Saccostrea cuccullata (small rock oyster)
Lineage: Eukaryota; Metazoa; Mollusca; Bivalvia; Ostreida; Ostreidae
Product: dentin sialophosphoprotein-like
Exons: 3
Coding region: 1-1389 (462 amino acids)
Source: RefSeq, a predicted model, not a curated record